CUCGGCUCUAGGCUUUGCCUCGGAGAACCUCCAGGUCGCCUGUGCGCAGGCGCGGAACUGACGGACGGGACGGGGCACGGGACGACCCGGACGGCUGCGGAACGAGCUGCUGGUGAAACCCCCACCGGAUUUUGCUGAAGGAACCCUUCCUGCUGGCCUAGUUUCAGAAUGUCAAGUCCUGUGUCCUACUGGAUCUUAAAUUCUGCAAGGAACAGCAUUGCUACUUUGCAAGGGGGCCGGUGCUUAUACUCCACUUGUGCCUCAAGUAGGAACAAGUCAAAAUGGGGACUCUUUUCCCCAGGACCAGUCACCCUUAAAAACCAGGCUCUGAGCAGUCACUUAGUUCUGCCAAAAGCCUACAGACAUACCUCAACAGAAGAAGAUGAUUUCCAAUUGCAGCUCAGCCCCGAACAGGUGAAUGAAGUGCUGCGAGCCGGGGAAUCAGCCCACAAGAUAGCCAGCUUUGCCGGUGGUGUCCCGAAUUCGGUGUUGCGGUUUGAGAGCAAUCAGCUGGCUGCUAAUUCCCCGGUGGAGGACCGACAAGGUGUGGCCUCCUGCCUGCAGACCCACGGACUGAUGUUCGGCAUCUUUGAUGGACACGGAGGUCAUGCGUGUGCGCAAGCGGUCAGCGAGAGGCUCUUCUCAUACAUGGCAGUGUCCCUGAUGUCGCAGCAGACUCUGGAGCAGAUGGAGGAGGCCAUGGAGAACAUGAAGCCCUUGCUGCCCAUCCUGCAGUGGCUCAAGCACCCAGGAGACAGUAUCUACAAGGAUGUCACGUCGGUGCACCUCGAUCACCUCCGGGUCUACUGGCAGGAACUGUUGGACCUGCACAUGGAGAUGGGGCUGAGCACGGAGGAGGCUCUCAAGCAUUCCUUCCAGAGGCUGGAUUCCGAUCUCUCUCUGGAAAUCCAAGCCCCCUUGGAAGAUGAGAUGGCCAGAAAUCUUUUCCUCCAGGUUGCUUUCUCUGGGGCAACAGCCUGCAUGGCCCAUGUCAAUGGAGUUCAUUUGCAUGUGGCCAAUGCUGGGGACUGCCGGGCCAUCCUUGGUGUCCAGGAGGAUAAUGGCAUGUGGUCUUGUCUGCCACUUACCCAAGACCACAAUGCCUGGAAUGAAGCUGAGCUGUCCCGCCUCAAGCGGGAGCAUCCUGAGUCUGAGGCCAGGACGAUCAUCAUGGACAACAGACUGUUGGGAAUCCUCAUGCCCUGCAGGGCCUUUGGGGAUGUCCAGCUAAAGUGGAGUAGAGAGCUGCAGCGCAAUGUUCUGGAGAGGGGUUUUGACACUGAGGCCCUCAACAUUUAUCAGUUAACCCCCGCACACUACUAUACUCCACCCUACCUCACCGCAGAGCCUGAAGUCACGUACCACAGACUGAGACCCCAGGAUAAGUUCCUGGUGCUUGCCUCUGAUGGCCUGUGGGACCUGCUAGACAACGAGGAUGUGGUGAGGCUGGUGGUAGAGCAACUGGCUGAAGCAGGUCGCCACAAACCAGACCUGGCCCAGAGACCCACCAACCUGGGGCUCAUGCAGAGCCUGCUACUGCAGAGGAAAGCCAAGGGGCUCCACGCUGCCGACCAAAAUGCCGCCACGCGGCUGAUCAGACAUGCUAUAGGGAGCAAUGAGUAUGGGGAGUUGGAUCCCGAGCGGCUGGCAGCAAUGCUGACCUUGCCCGAGGACUUGGCAAGGAUGUACAGGGAUGAUAUCACUAUCACUGUGGUGUAUUUUAACUCAGACUCGAUUGAUACAUAUUACAGGGGAGGUUAAGUAUCUCCCAUUCUGUUGCCAAGGUUAAUGUAGAUGUUCUUCUAAAACUUUUACUCUUAAAAUUGGCUUUUCGGACCUUACGAUUAAAAGGGCAGGCAGAUGUAGCAUGCUUAGUCACAGAUUAACCUGGGGAAAAAAGACCAGCCUUAGCUUAAAAAAAACAGCAGUGAUUUUAUGCCCUAUGUGUUUGGGUCACCUUUUCUAUUCAGAGAAGGCAGAGCAAGGAGCCCAGAGAACUAGCUGGGCCUUCUGAAGCCCAAGCCCUUUGACAAAGACACUCUUGUUAAACUGUAUCAGCUGAGCCUUCAAAGAGUAAAUUUAACCAUGAUUGUGGGAAUGUGAAGAACUUCAGGGACAUCUUGCUGCCAAAUCUGCAAACUUGAUCAUUUCUCAGUUCACUAUCAUGGAUAACUAUAAAGGGGGGCUUAAUUUUUAAAUUAUUAAAACCUAGGUUUACAGAAACAUCUUUUAGGACAUUUUCCUAUGCAGUUGCUAACUUGUUUUGGUGAUUAUACUUGUGAAAACAUUGUGUAAUAAUUCUGAUUCUGGUUUUUAGCUUAUUUGAAAAUGGAACCCUUAUACCCGCACACAGUCUCCUUCUUG
Messenger RNA from Suncus etruscus (white-toothed pygmy shrew), 2364 nucleotides. RefSeq names its product pyruvate dehydrogenase phosphatase catalytic subunit 2 (gene PDP2). Gene Ontology annotation, molecular function: cation binding; protein serine/threonine phosphatase activity. The coding region runs from base 169 to 1761 and encodes 530 amino acids. The record is from RefSeq and is a predicted model, not a curated record. Gene Ontology annotation, biological process: protein dephosphorylation. Lineage: Eukaryota; Metazoa; Chordata; Mammalia; Eulipotyphla; Soricidae. The transcript is spliced from 2 exons.